This is a messenger RNA of Nasonia vitripennis (jewel wasp), 1215 nucleotides long. RefSeq names its product odorant receptor 277 (gene Or277). Gene Ontology annotation, cellular component: plasma membrane. Lineage: Eukaryota; Metazoa; Arthropoda; Insecta; Hymenoptera; Pteromalidae. Gene Ontology annotation, molecular function: odorant binding; olfactory receptor activity. Gene Ontology annotation, biological process: detection of chemical stimulus involved in sensory perception of smell; sensory perception of smell. The record is from RefSeq and is marked inferred. The transcript is spliced from 9 exons. Bases 1 to 1215 code for a protein of 404 amino acids.
AUGAAGACCCUCGCAAAAGUUCAGUCUACGAAAGAUGACAUAGAAUAUUAUUUUGGCUUCAAUUUAAAAUUGCUAUCGCAGAUAGGUUUGAAGUUUAGUAUGAAUGAAAAGACUGAUAAAUUUACCUUUUUGCAAAAGUUACCAUCGUAUAUAUUUCUUGUGGAAGGAAUGAUCUUAUUUAUACUGGAAGUCUAUUUAAUACGAGAUACGAUACAAAGUGACACUUUACUAUCCAUACAGAUCAUGAGCCAAAUAAUAUCUAAUUUACAGUCAGUUAGCAAGGGAUUCCUAGUUCUGAAUAAAGCAAAGAGCAUAAAAAAUGUACUAGAAACUUUAGGGAUCAUUUGGAGAAAAUAUCCUCUAAACAACAGUGAUCGAGCCUUAUUAAAUGCGCCGUCUAAAAUAAUCUCUUUAUCCAAAAUAUAUUGGGGCAUAGCAGUGGCCCUUUUAGUUAUUUAUGAUCUGCCGCCUUUUGUAAUUUUUUUCAUGCAGUAUCAAAAUCGGGAUGCAAUGAACCAUACGUAUGAUUUAUCUCAAACGAUUUUACUUUUAAAAUAUCCUUUUAAUAUAACUAGGAAAUCUACUUUUUUCUUUUUAAUUUCCCAAGAAGCAUUCGUGCUUUAUGCAUCUGGUGUGUACUGGAUAGGUAGCGAUGCUUUGUUCGCUCAAUUUACAACUCACAUUUGCUUGCAAUUUAAGAUACUAAAAUGUAAUACGAAAGAAGUUUUCAACCGUGGGAGUAAAGAAGCACAUUCGAGUUUAAUCGAUUUAAUAAAAAGACAUCGAGAACUGUUAAAGAUUUGCGAAAUGACCGAAGAAAUUUACAGUCCGAUCAUCUUCUCAACCAUGUUAUUCUCCGCGAUAAAUAUGUGUGUUAACGUUGUCGGAGUUAGAGAGACAAUUACUCGAGGAUUUUAUCAAGAGACUGGCGUUUAUCUUUUUUUGUUUCUUGUUACGUUUGCGCAAAUAUUACUUUUUUGUAUUUUUGCGGAAAGAAUAACAGAAGAGACAAAAUCAUUGGCUGACCUAGCGUAUAAUUUAGAAUGGACUAAAGAAGAUCACAAGCUUCGAGUUUAUAUUCUCUUCAUCAUCUUGAGAGCCCAAAAACCAUUUUCUUGUACGGCAUAUGGAUUUUUUCCUAUUGGCCACAAGAAACUGUCAUCGAUUAUAAAUGCAUCUUUUUCGUAUUACAUGAUGUUGCAGACUAUGAGUUGA